This is a messenger RNA of Colletotrichum spaethianum, 3279 nucleotides long. RefSeq names its product protein MGA2. Gene Ontology annotation, cellular component: nucleus. The coding region runs from base 1 to 3279 and encodes 1092 amino acids. Lineage: Eukaryota; Fungi; Ascomycota; Sordariomycetes; Glomerellales; Glomerellaceae. The transcript is spliced from 3 exons. The record is from RefSeq and is a predicted model, not a curated record. Gene Ontology annotation, molecular function: transcription coregulator activity; double-stranded DNA binding; protein binding. Gene Ontology annotation, biological process: regulation of transcription by RNA polymerase II.
AUGACGACUGCUGGUGCCGCGAUCGGUGCCAGCCCUAUGCCAGCCGCUCCGGGAAUGUCCCCCGCCGGCGAGUUCAACGAGUUCUUGGAUUACGAAGACAACCAGUUUGGUGACUCGAGUCCCUUGCCGACAAACUUCGAUCUAUCCGCCCACGAUACCCUCACCCUAUCCGAGUUCCCCCAGUCGCUCCACGAAGCAAAGUCGCUCGAGCCCCAGGCCACCCUGUUGGCUACCGGCACCGUCGCCGCCGGCUCACCCGACUCUCUCAUCGACUCCUUCCGCGAUUCGUCCUCCGACUCUGCCUCCUCCAAAAGGACCGGCAGCUCCGCCUCUGGAAAAACGGCCUUGACGGCGGGCGACGUAAUGAUGACAGAUGGAGCCGAUAUCAAGUCCGACUGGAACCCUACCCUCUUCGCCGGCCGCCCAGAAGAGAAUGCUUUCCUCUUCGGCGGAAACGGCGACGCGACGCUGCCCGACGGCCUCGAUUUCAACGAUGACAAGUUCAUGGAAGAGUCUUUCGACUUCGAGAGUGCGUCGAGCAGUCCCAACGCCGCCGGUGCCAUGAGCAUGGAGUCGCCCGAGAUGCCUACCAUCCACGCCAACGCACCGCAAAAACCGGUCGCCCCGAGCAAUCCCAGAACCGCAAGCCAUGGCAAGCGGAAUUCACAGUACUCCAUAUCGCAGCCCAUGAAUGGUCUCAAGAUGACCAAUUCGAGGGAAUGCUCCCCAAUGUCCCAGAACAUGAUAACGAGCCACGAGGCAUCUCCGUCUGCCUUUUUCAACAGCUCGCCGUCACCCGGCGCGCCCGACUUCUCAAACGCCGCCGUAAUGGGUGCUAUGAACCCGAAUGGCUUCUGGUCGGGCAAGCUGGAUCCCGCGGCGCAACAGAUGGUCGCCAACAUGUCCAUGCAGCCGCAAUACCACGCACACGACGGCCUUCCGGUCUCGAUUCCCCAGCAGAUGCCCAUGUUCACCCAGCCGAAUUUCGAUUUUCUCAGUCGCGGCUGCCGGUUGACGAUCCAUCCCACACCGUCCAAGUCGCGAGUCGAAACGCAGAUUCCCAUCAAAAUGACCCUUUUCCCGCUGCCUCCGGGCAUCAAGCGUCUGCAUCUCCCGGUACACACUAUUUCGAAGCCCAAGCUGCUAGCGAAGCCACCAGCCGAACGGACUCCCGACAUGUUGGAACUGUACACCAUGCUAGUCUGCACUAGCGCAAUGCAAAACGAGGACAACAAGCGCAAGGCCUUCCAGCGCGCCGCAGCCGCCACUCACAGUCCUGUCAUGAACGCCCGGUCCGUCAGCGAUGAUGACGACGAAGAAAACAAGCCGCAAAACGGAGGCGAGGUGCGCAUCUGUGCCGGCUGUAUUACUCGCGAACGCAAGCGGGCCGCGAGGAAGAAGAUCAAGAAGGUUGAGGAGGAGGAGAUGUGGAACAGGGACGAGACGAGACGCGUGAUUGUUUUCAACACACAAGAGGUCAAGGAAUGGCAGACUCCCAAUGGCGUCGUGUCGGACUCGACAGUGACUGGCCGGCCGGAGCCGGUAGCUCCCCCUGGUGCCAUGCAGGUUGAUGCCCCGAUGCGAAUCGCCUGCUACUGCCGGCAUCACGCCGAGAAGCUGGGUUUUCAAGUCAUCUUCACCAUCAAGGACUGGCAGGACCGGGUCGUUGCGCAGGAGAUGUCUCAAUCCAUCAUGAUCACCGACGACCACAAGACGCAUCCGAUCCCCCAGCAACUCAACCCCCCUACCACGCAAGCCUCCGACAGCACCAACCUCGUACCCAUGAUGAACGCUCCGAUGGAAACCAGCCCGCUCAGCUCGGGUGGUGCUCCAUUCCGACUUUCUCAUUCGAGCUCCGACCUCCAGAACAUGCACCGCAACUCCGCUCCCCAGUUCCCAGCCCCGAACCCAACGGCCAAACCGCCGGCCCCCGCACCCUCGACCACAACGCCUCGGUCACUAUCGCGGCCACAAUCCCCUAACGCACACGGCGGGCCGCAGACGAAGAAGCGCAAGGCCAGCACCGGAUCGCGGGUACCGAUAGGAAUGGCAAUGACCCGUCUGGACACGACGCCGCCGCCUACCCAAAUGCCCGGAAACCCGGUGCCCGCGCCUGCCUCUGCUUCGACGUCGCCGUUUACGCCCAAUCUCACCAACUUCCAGACCCCUCCCGAGACUGUGUUUGUUCAGAAUGGUGCCGCGCCACCCAUGCCUCAAGCAUACGCUACCGGGCCCCCUACCCCCAACAGCAACGACCAAACCAUGUUCACCAACGCCAACCGCUCCGCCAGCAUGGACAACGUCGCGAUGCCAAUGUUCUCGGCGCCAGCGUCGGCACACCAGAGCCGCGCCGCGAGCCCUAGCGGACUGCGCAACGGUGUGAAUGCCGUGUCGCAAAAUCAGUUCAACGCCAUGUCAUACAUGCCGACUAACGCGGUUGCCCCGGCUCGACCGCAGCCAACAAUCCACAAGAUCAUCCCCAACGAAGGUCCGAAAUCCGGUGGCAUCGAGGUUACGAUUCUCGGGGCCAGCUUCUACCAGGGCCUGGAAGUGCUGUUCGGCGAUCAAAAGGCUACCACAACCACCUUCUGGGGCGAGUCUUCUCUGGUUUGCCUCUUGCCGCCAUCGCCGGUAUCUGGCGCUGUCUUGGUCACCUUCAAGCAGAGUCAGACGCAAGCCGGACCACCGUUCCCCGCGCUUUCCAAACAGAACCAGAUGUUCAAGUAUGUGGAUGACGAUGAGGAGAAACUCAUCCGCACGGCCCUUUCGAUUCUGGGUCACAAGAUGUCUGGUCAGAUGGUUGAUGUCAAGGAACUUGCUCAACGCAUUAUUGGUCAGGGAGAUUCCAGCUGGGGAUCCGGCCCAUCGGGCAAUUCUGGCUUUGGUGGCAGCACAUUCACCAUGAGCACGGAAUCGCAGCUGUUGAAGUGCCUGGAGCUGAUCGACCUCGACGACAACCCCAGAAUGUCUCGGCUUGACUUGAGACGGUCUACAGGCCAGACGAUGCUGCACAUGGGCUGCGCCUUGGGCUAUCAUCGAUUCGUCGCUGGCCUGCUGGCGCGUGGUGCUAACCCGGAUCUGCGUGACAAGGGCGGCUUCACCCCUAUGCACUUGGCGGCAAUGAACGACCACGAGUCCAUCGUGCCCUUUCGGGACUUCGCCCGGCCGACGUUGCUCGGUCACGCAAGGUCAUUGGGCACAUCCGCCGCUGCGAGCGUCACAUCCGUUCCCGAAGCGGCGGCUCUCUGCACAGCAGAGCGAGCAGUGCAGCGUCGUUGA